AUGGAUCAAGCAACCGACCCCGACAACACUUUGAUCCGAGCGGCACUCCAUACAAUAACCUAUGAUCCCUCUGAUAGAGAUGCUCAACGUCCAGCAAAGCGCCAGAUGUUGGAUGCACAUAAGCCAUUGGCAGAUGAUUUACCAGCUAGCGACUUCGUGCAGUAUGGCCCCACAACUCAGAUUAAACCUCUCAGCCUAUAUUAACAUGCUUCAGGAUGAUGCACUAUUAUCGAGAAUGCUCACAAGUUACUGUCACGGUAAAUGACACUUCUUACAAGCUCCCAAAGAGUCUCGUCUGUUCCGAGUCAACCUUCUUCAACAAAGCUUUCAACAGCGGUUUUCUUGAAACUGAAGAGCAAAAGUUGAGCCUGACAGAAUGUACUACGGAAACUUUUGAGCUCGUCGUCCAGUGGGUAUACAGGCACAAAUUGAUAUUCGACAUCGCUAGCAAGAAAGAGAAAAUGGUUGACCUACUCUUCGACUUCUUCAAACUUGCGGAUCUCCUGGGUCUUGGUGGUCCGUUUUCUACCGUAAUAUCCAUGCUCAAAACUAUUUUUAUCGACAAUGGCGCCCUUCUCCUACCAAAACAUAUUCGAAUUGCGUAUCAGCUACCAAACAAUUACAACUUGCGUAAGCUUGUUGCCGAAGCUUGCGUGUCAAAAUACGUACGUUUCCUGAGGAAAGGUGGCAAGUCCAAAGUUCAGAAGGAAAUGGAUGCCUGCGAAGGAUUUAAGAUGGAUGUAUUGGAAGGUGUUGCCGGGGCCUUGAAGUCAAUGGAAACUAGCUAUAAUUCCUAUGUCGUGAGGUUCACAUGCCCUUUGACUGGGGAUGCUAUCGACUUGUAG
Molecule: messenger RNA, 845 nt
Organism: Hymenoscyphus albidus
Lineage: Eukaryota; Fungi; Ascomycota; Leotiomycetes; Helotiales; Helotiaceae
Source: the annotation of a GenBank genome assembly